Schistosoma turkestanicum is the source of this 660-nucleotide messenger RNA. The record is from the annotation of a GenBank genome assembly. Lineage: Eukaryota; Metazoa; Platyhelminthes; Trematoda; Strigeidida; Schistosomatidae.
AUGGUCACCUACUUGGGAGCAGCGUCUGAUCUUUCUUUGGACCAUAUUGAGAGACCAGAUGUUUGGGGCCUUGUGGAAAAAGCACAAGUGUAUUAUAUUGCAGGCUUCGUAAUAAAUACAUGUUAUGAAGGUAUGCAUAAAAUAGCUACACAUUCCUUGGAAAAUGGAAAGUUAUUUUGUUUCAAUCUUAGUGCUCCUUUCCUUCCUCAAUACAAUACUCAGCAAGUAAAUGAAAUGAUAUCGUAUUCAAACAUAGUCUUUGGAAACGAAGCUGAAGCUAAAGCAUAUGGAGUAGCUAAUGGUCUUCAGGAUAGAACUGUUCAUGGAGUAGCACGUUUCCUAGCUGAUUUACCAUUUGCUGAUGGAAAACAGCGUAAACGACUGGUUAUAAUAACUCGAGGAAAAGACCCCUUAAUAUAUACAAACUCUUUUGAAUCGGAUGUCCACCAAUUUAUGGUAGAGCAUGUUGAAGACCAUCAAAUAGUCGAUACGAAUGGAGCUGGAGAUGCAUUUGCUGCCGGAUUUAUUGCAGAUUACAUACGUAAAAAGCCAUUGAUCACGUCGCUGCAAUCUGCUGUGAGAGCCGCUACCUAUAUUAUAUGCAGAUCUGGAUUCUCCUUAGGUUCCAGAGAAAAUUAUUUUUUAAAAUUAAAUAAAUAG